AUGGAAUAUGCAGUUAACGCGGCUGCAACCACGGACCAGUGUUCGAAAGCCGUCUGCCACUGGAGCGAGCCGAUGGUUCGAUUUCCUUUCCGGCUGAAGAAUCUCCAGUCCAGAUCCUGCGGCUAUCCCGGCUUCGACCUCUCUUGCGACGCCGCCAAACGGACGCUUCUCCACCUGUCGGGUUUCGAAGCCUUCACCGUCCACGCCAUCGACUACGGCGCCCAAGAAAUCUACUCCGGCGACUAUCAAUGCAGGAUUCAACGGCCAACUCCAGGGAACGGCGACCACGCUCGACCGGAUCUAACAGAACUCUUAGGGCACUUGCUCUCUUCGUACGGUGGGAGGAGACGGAGACGCGGCCCAAUGGUGGAAUUCACCUCCGCAUCCGUGGCCCCGCAGCCCACCGCUGCCACGGCAGAGCCCACGAUAGAGUCGUUGCCCAAGGUGGUUCUGGGAGAGAGCCGGCGUCUGCCCAAGCCCAAUUACAACACUUGCCCCAUCUGCUUGACCGAGUACAGGCCCAAGGAGACUCUGAGAUGCCUCCCAGAGUGCCAACACUGCUUCCAUGCCGAUUGUGUAGACGAAUGGCUUCGGCUCAAUGCCUCUUGCCCUGUUUGCCGGACUUCUCCCGAGCGUUCCCCAAGACCUGUGUAGUUUUUCUAAAUCCUAAAACUUAAAAAGGAUUAAGCUACUUGUAGAGAAGCCUUUACUGAAAGCUUUACCGAAAUUAUUUAUUUUGUUUUUGAUUUAUUUUUUUAACUUUUAUCUUUCCAGAAGCCCGCCCAUUUUCUCUUUCCCCCAUUUCCACAUUCUCUCUCUCUCUCUCUCUCUCUCUCUCUCUUUCACUGUCUCUCCCACACUCUCCCUCUCAAAUCCACUGCUGCAAAGAGCACCGGCCGGUGCCCCCCCUGCUUGCCCCCCACCGCCACGAGCACCUUCUGCCGUCACGCCCCCCACAGCCGCGAGCACUUUCCACUGUCGCC
Messenger RNA from Diospyros lotus (date-plum), 983 nucleotides. RefSeq lists its product as uncharacterized. NCBI's taxonomy places the organism in Eukaryota, Viridiplantae, Streptophyta, Magnoliopsida, Ericales, Ebenaceae. The coding region runs from base 1 to 654 and encodes 217 amino acids. The transcript is spliced from 4 exons. The record is from RefSeq and is a predicted model, not a curated record. Gene Ontology annotation, molecular function: polysaccharide binding.